UCAAUUGAAGUUAUAGACACUAUUGAGAGACAAGAAUACUACAAUCAAACUCAAAAAAUGAAAUUCAGAUCUGAUUCUAUUAAUAAAAAGCUGAAUUUAGCUCAAAUAGUUGAUAAACAACUUAAAAAAUUAAAACAGUUAAUCAAUAAUACUA
Racocetra persica is the source of this 154-nucleotide messenger RNA. Lineage: Eukaryota; Fungi; Glomeromycota; Glomeromycetes; Diversisporales; Gigasporaceae. The record is from the annotation of a GenBank genome assembly.